Messenger RNA from Octopus bimaculoides (California two-spot octopus), 3519 nucleotides. RefSeq names its product rapamycin-insensitive companion of mTOR. Gene Ontology annotation, cellular component: TORC2 complex. Gene Ontology annotation, molecular function: protein serine/threonine kinase activator activity. Gene Ontology annotation, biological process: positive regulation of phosphatidylinositol 3-kinase/protein kinase B signal transduction; TORC2 signaling. The record is from RefSeq and is a predicted model, not a curated record. NCBI's taxonomy places the organism in Eukaryota, Metazoa, Mollusca, Cephalopoda, Octopoda, Octopodidae.
AUGGAAGAGAUCCUGUGCUGCCACUCUAGAUGCCUGGACAUCUGCCUGAGCAACGAAGUCGAACGCAUCCAUGCCAUGAAACUGAUCCGGAAGAUAAUCCAGCUGUUUCCCCACCAGGUGCCGCUGUCGAUGCUCUACCCCAUGGUAGCUAUUGGCAGGGAUGGCUCCUCUGAGAGGGAUCGACUGAGGCGGGCUUGUCUUGCAACCAUCUGUGAACUCGCGUUUGUGAAUGCCCAGGCAGCUGACCGGUGCGAUGCAAUCAGCUGCAUUCUGCGCAACAUCCUGGACUGCUAUCACUAUCCACGGAUCAACGAGUCACUUGUGGUGACGGUGCUUUUCCUGCUAAACCAUCCCAACACGCGGCACUACAUCAAGCAGAACACUGACCUUGAGCAACUAAUUGCUCCCUUUACUGACUGUCACUUCAAAUUCAGCGCUGAGACCAAUGAACACGGCACUGGAGAGUUAGAAUAUCGCCAUGGGGCUUUUAAACGCCCUAAACCAUCUACAGUAGAUGAACAGGAAACUCGAUUCAAGGCAAGCAAGAUGGCCCUUCUAACUGUGAUGAGAUCUUGGCCAGGGCUUAUCAGAAUGUGUCGACCAACAGGCUCAGGGUUACAGUCUCUUAUAGGCAUCCUAUAUAUCCAAAACAAUGAGAUUAGGCAAGCCAUCAUGGAUGUGAUGUUCGACUUGUUCCGCCUAACCACUCCGAAGUUGACAGACAGUUUUGUUGAAGCUUUAAACAGUGUUGAUCCUUCUGCAAUGAGAGAAGAAUGGAAACUUCUAGAAGGUUUCGUGGCAGAAGAAGGCAGAGCCAUAUUACCACAUUUGGCAAAAGUCAGCCAAGAACAUUUCCGUACCCUGUUGUAUACAAAAGUGGCCUUGGUGGAAGUCAUUACCAGCACAGAGGGACAUUUAUUUAUCAGAGCUGUGAUAUUGCUGGGAGAACUUCUACACAUGGCCAACACAUUGUUGCCCCAUGAAUGCACAACACAUAGCCAUUGUUUACCCAACCUUAUGGCUGUUGCCUCAUCCUUCGAUAUCCCGGGUCAACACAGACACCGUGCCACGUUAGCGGUGAGUUACCUGAAUCGCAUUCACACCCUGAAAAAGCGCGGCCCGAGGCCGUGCAGCCUGUUUCUUGACCAACUCAUCCAGAACGCAAACACCACACUACAACAGGAGAGCUUCUACACUCAGUUCAGCCAGGACAAAUUUUCAUCGGAUGCAGUGAAAACUGUGUUCAACGCUGAUGACUUUGUAAGUCAGGUGAUCAGAGAGACGUUUGUACGCCGCCUGCUAUAUUUUUUCAAACCAACCAGUGGUCAGUACUCGUCCAUUGAACAGAAAUAUCCCGCUGCCCGCAAAAUCACAGUUGCCUGUUGUCACUUCAUUGAUUUCCUUAUUGAAACAGAUGUGGAAGAGACCAAUAAACUGAUUGUUGAAUUCCUGGGUGACAUUAAUAAUUGUUUGUCAGAGAUGAAGAGCGAGCGGGCUAUUAGUGAUAGUAUCUUCUCACCAACUCUUAUCAACAAUACGCUCUCCAAAUACUACUUCCUCUUCAUCGGUCGGUUCUCAGCCACUGACCGUGGAGAGCAGUGUCUACAGCGAGCUGGCAUCUUCCAAAGCAUCUGUGAUGUAAUCUCCGCCUCGACCCCUGAUGUCUACAUCAAGUUGAUCGUGUCCAGUAUGUAUUAUGCUCGGGACUGUUCCACUAAAGUUAUUCUUUCCAAGGCGCUGGUUUCCUCCUCCGAGAAUGGUCGGCUGUAUGCAACAAAAUUCCUGCGAGUGCUUCUACGAACCAAGAUGCCUAUGUUUCGAUCCUGGGGCAUGGAGGUGCUGGUCACGCAACUGUAUGACCAGAGUCGGGCCGUUGCUAUGGCAGCACUGAAUGUGAUCGAUGAAGCAUGUGAAAUCCAGAGUAACCUGGAGUCUCUAAUCAAACACCGGCCCUCCGUGCUACACCUGGGCGAGAAAGGUACCAUGUUGUUGUGUCGUUUUCUGUCUCAUCAACGUGGCUUCACUUCACUGCGAGACACAAACUACAUUGACAAUGAGCUGGUCCGAUGGCACAAGGUUUGUAGAGCACCACUAGGCAUUUGUUUCUCUUCUCUUUCUCUUUGUGCAUUUUUAUUGUUUUUUUUUUGGCAUAAUUCUUGGAGAGAUAAAUUCCUGCUGUCUCUAGCACCGAGACCACCAGAUCCUGUGAUUUCAACCUUGUUUGCGACUAAACUGUUUUUCCUGAUCUCCUGUUGCAGAUGUCCGCGUAAAGACGUCUACCUCCCUAUCCACUUAUAUGGACAACUGACCCAACACAAACAGGGCUUUCAGCUCCUCAAAUCUCAGGAUUGUAUCCAAGAAUAUUUCCGUUGUAUCAAGUAUCAGGUGCUCAAUACAGACACUGAUCUAAUUCAGUUGAAAUCUGCUCUUUGGGCCGUGGGUCACAUUGGCAUGUCAACAUACGGCAUCGUCUGGUUGAAGGAAGAAGGUCUGGUCACCGAAAUUAUCCGACUUGCUGAGGAGUGCGGCGUGUUCUCUGUGAGAGGUGUAAAAAAAAAGCAGUUUAUCGGCCUCGAACACGUCGACAACCCAGUCUCCUACACAAGCACCCGAGACGCAGCUGGCCUCGCCACACUGCGGCUCAUCCGACGCCAGCGGACGUCCAGCUCGGACGUCGACUCUGAUUAUGGCCUCAACAACCUAUAUGGAGAGGACGAUGCUUUUAGCCGCACCUGCAGUAUUGGAUCGCAGAAGAGCGCAGAGGCCAUGAGUUUCCACGAAUCAAUACUGCGUAACAUGAGUUCGUCCUCACUGCAAGACUUUGAGAUUCAACAUUCCAGUCCUUAUAGCACUAUGUCGAAAAGUGCUCAGACAAUACCGAGGCUUGGUUCCGUUCACGCAGAAUUUGUUGGUCUGUGUUUGCCCGUCGACAUAAACAUGUUAUUUGAGGUCGUUGAAGGUGAAGACCGUCGAAGUAACUCCAUGUCAUCCACCCAUUCACCACCCACCGAUAGGAAAUCCACAACAAAACACUCAGACUAUAGUAAGAUGCCGAAACUGAGUGUGACAGCGGGCUGUGACGAACCAGAACAACAUCUACCACAAAACUGCUUGAUGUGUUGUCACCUACAGAGACUGGAUGGUGCGGCCAGCCAGACUGUAUCCAUCAACAUCACGGAUCUAGACAACAACAUCUCGUACCUGGACACUGUGUUACCGAUCUCAUCAGAACUGACCGGAUCCAGUCAGAAGGUUCUAGAAAGCAGCAGCAACAGUCCAACACCAACCAUUGAACCAACACAGACGCGCUUGAUCGAGGCCCGAAGUAACAGUCAUGACGCCUCCUGGGUCACCCCUAGCAGCAUAACCAGUAAUACAAGUACAGAGUCAGCAACCAAGAAGCUCACAGACGACAGCCCCUUCGGCAAGACCCAGAUCCGGAAAGAAAUCCUGAAGUUUGUCGUGAACCUGAGCAGUUCAGUUGGCUUGAAGAUGUCUGAACAAGGACUCUUGAGGUAA